GCGAUAUAUCUCGUAUCGGUGCCACGAAUCUCGCAUGACGCGACCCGACGAUAUCGGAUACUUUCACUUCGCUACGUUCAGGCAUGCUCGCUCGGACACGGCGAGAGACCGCACUGGUGGACCGCACGACAAGGGAACGACGGGCUCGCUUGAAGGAUUGUUCGACAAUUUUGCGCAUCUCGUCCGACAAAGUUCCCGAAUGCGGACGUGUGUCUUCGGAGAAGUGACGACGAGCAAUCUGGAGGUCUGUGUGCGCGUGUCGCUAGUGGCAAAGAUCUACCGACGAAUUCGCUCAUCCCUUCCGUCGUCGUGAGUGCUUUGCAUCGCCGUUGCCGCAGUAGCGUGAACCGCUGGUGUUGAACGAGGACACGCGAGAACGAUUUUCUCGCCGAAAAUAAGAAAGAUUUUCGUUUCUGGUGGUGCGGUGCGGCGUAUUUGUUUCUUUUUGCAAAACACAAGAUUAUAUAGGUUCUUCCUGCUGUCCGAGAAGCUUUUGCCGGCCGAUUAAAUGUGUCAGUAUGGAAAAUCAAACAAUGGACCAAUUCUGCGGCACCAAAUUUUGGGAUGCUAACUUAACAUGGCACACAAACGAUCCAGAUCUAACAGAAUGCUUCCAAAAAACAAUAUUAAUAUGGACACCAUGUGCAUUUUUAUGGGUGUUCUCCGCCAUGGAAGCGUACUACCUUUUAAAUAGUAAAAGGAGAAAUGUCCCGUACACAUGGUUGUUUUUUUCCAAGCUAGUACUUACUGUAGGAUUAAUUAUACUUUCUAUAAUUGACAUAGGAGUGGCUAUAUACGCAAGUACUCAUCGUACGGUUUACAGUGUUGAUUAUUAUACACCCUUUAUAAAAAUCGUUACCUUCGUGUUAGCAUCUAUCUUAAUGAUAUAUAAUAGGAAACAGGGAAUGCAGACAUCAGGGUUAUUAUUUCUAUUUUGGUUUUUUCUUGCAUUAUGUGGAUGUGUUCAAUACAGGAGUUGUAUAAACGACCUCAUUAAAAGGGUAGAGCCUACGUACGCACUAGUAUCCUAUAUGAUCUACUAUUCAAUAGUAAUAAUAUUGUUUAUACUUAAUUUUUUGGCUGAUGCAGAGCCUCAAUUCUCCGAAUAUCCUACGGUCGAAUUACCAUGUCCAGAGCAAGGCUCUUCCUUUCCAUCGAGAAUUGUUUUUUCAUGGUUCAAUUCUUUAGCGUGGAAAGGAUUCCGAAAACCUCUUGAAACAUCCGAUCUAUGGUCUAUGAAUCCGGAGGACAUGGCCUCGGAGAUUGUGCCGAAAUUCGAUAAAUAUUGGAAUCAAAACUUGAAGAAAACAGACGAAGUAGAAAGCACAAAAGCGUCAUUCCGUAAAGCAACUGGACAAGUAGAUCUUAACAAUAGUCAAAAAAAGAAGAUUGCCUCUAUUCUACCACCAAUUUGCAAAGCUUUUGGAGCAACAUUUAUGUUUGGCGCGUUUUUAAAACUGAUUCAGGAUAUUUUGACCUUUGUUAGUCCACAAAUAUUAAAACUUCUGAUUGACUUUAUCAAAGAAGGAGAGGAAAUGUGGAAAGGAUACUUCUAUUCCGUACUACUUUUAGUUACAGCAAUAAUUCAAACACUAGUGCUAUCCCAAUAUUUUCAUCGUAUGUUCUUAGUUGGAUUACGCAUACGUACUGCCCUAAUUGCGGCGAUUUACCGUAAAGCAUUGAGGAUGUCGAAUUCUGCCAGAAAAGAAUCCACUCUCGGUGAAAUUGUAAACUUAAUGUCCGUCGACGCUCAACGAUUUAUGGACUUAACCGCGUACAUAAACAUGAUCUGGUCGGCUCCAUUACAAAUAGCCUUAGCCUUGUAUUUUCUGUGGGAUAUAUUAGGACCAGCGGUACUUUCUGGAUUAGCAGUCAUGAUCAUUCUUAUUCCCGUGAACGGUUUAAUCGCGAACAAAAUAAAAACGUUACAAAUCAGACAGAUGAAAAGCAAAGACGAGAGAGUGAAGUUGAUGAACGAGGUACUUAAUGGUAUCAAAGUGUUGAAGUUGUAUGCUUGGGAGCCUUCGUUUGAGCAGCAGAUACUUAAAAUACGUGUAAAAGAGAUUCAAGUACUGAAAGAAGCGGCAUAUUUGAAUGCCGGCACGAGCUUUAUAUGGUCGUGCGCACCAUUUUUGGUGUCGUUGGUAUCGUUUACUACUUACGUACUUAUAGAUGAAAAUAACGUCCUAGACAGUACAACUGCCUUUGUUUCGCUCAGUUUAUUCAACAUCUUAAGAUUUCCACUCUCUAUGCUACCCAUGAUGAUUGGUAACAUAGUUCAAGCUUACGUUUCCGUAAAACGUAUUAAUAAAUUUAUGAAUAUGGAAGAACUGGAUCCUAAUAAUGUACAGCACGAUCCAUCAGAAGCGCACGCGUUAGUAAUUGAGAAUGGUAGCUUCUGUUGGGACAAUGAACACAUCGAGAGACCAAUACUACGAAAUAUCAAUUUCCAUGUAGAACAAGGUCAAUUAGUAGCAAUAGUUGGUACAGUAGGAUCAGGCAAGAGUUCCCUGUUAUCUGCUCUGCUUGGUGAGAUGGAUAAAGUAAAUGGAAGAGUAAAUACAAAAGGUUCAAUCGCAUAUGUCUCGCAACAACCGUGGAUACAAAACGCCACGUUACAAGACAACGUUCUAUUCGGAAAGGCUUUGAAUAAAUCAGUGUACAAUCGUGUUAUUGAAGCAUGUGCAUUGAGUCCGGAUCUCAAAAUGCUACCCGCGGGUGACCAAACAGAAAUCGGAGAGAAAGGCAUAAAUUUAUCUGGCGGUCAGAAGCAAAGAGUAGCUCUAGCUAGAGCAGUAUAUAACGAUUCUGAAAAUUACUUCUUGGAUGAUCCUUUGAGCGCGGUGGACUCGCAUGUGGGAAAACACAUUUUUGAGAACGUAAUAGGCCCAAACGGCCUGUUGAAGAAAAAAACAAGAAUGCUCGUUACGCAUGGCAUCACGUAUUUGCCUGAAGUCGAUAACAUUAUUGUUCUUAAAGAAGGCGAAAUAACGGAGAUCGGAACUUACAAGCAAUUGUUGGAAAAAAAAGGCGCUUUCGCCGACUUUUUGGUGCAACAUUUACAAGAAGUUGGAAAUCUGCCCGUUGAUGAGGGUUCCGAAGCUGAUUUACGUGAAAUUAAACAGCAGCUUGAAUCAACAAUCGGAGCGGACGAGUUGCAACAAAAGUUAACCCGAGCCUGGUCCAGAAUAUCCGAAAGUGAAUCCGGUUCUAUGGUUGACAGAAAAUCGCUUAAUGGUUCUCUUAAAAGGCAAUAUUCGACAGAAAGUCAACAGUCGGCGAAUUACAUGCACAGCAAUAGCAUGAAGGAGAAAGAAGUACCUAAAGCAAACAAUGUCGGAGAAAAACUGAUAGAAGUCGAGAAAACUGAAACCGGCAGUGUAAAAUGGCAAGUGUACUCUCAUUACUUAAAAUCCAUUGGAUGGUUUUUAUCGAUAUCGACGAUCGUGAUGAACGCAGUCUUCCAAUCGUUCAGCAUUGGUUCGAGCGUAUGGUUGAGCGUUUGGUCGGACGACAAACUAACUGUAGUGAAUAGUACAGUUGAUACGGCGAAACGAGACAUGUAUCUUGGAGUAUAUGGUGCCCUCGGUUUGGGUCAAGCUCUUUUUGUAAUGCUGUCACAGACAGUGUUGGUUAUCGGCUCUGUGCGAAGCAGCAUACUGCUGCAUUUGGAAUUAUUAUUUGGCAUACUGCGAUCGCCUUUAGGAUUCUUUGACACUACACCGUCUGGCAGAAUAUUAAACCGUUUCGGAAAGGACAUUGACAUAAUAGACAACGUUUUACCUCCUACUAUUAGGGCUUGGUUAUUUUGUCUAGCAUCGGUCAUAGCUACUCUAGUUGUUAUAAGCUACAGUGCACCUGAAUUUGCCUUGGUGAUACCGCCAAUAGGCGCAAUUUACUAUUUUAUUCAACGUUUUUAUGUCGCAACAUCACGUCAAUUAAAACGAUUAGAAUCAGUAUCGAGAUCGCCUAUAUAUUCUCAUUUUGGUGAAUCGGUGACCGGCGCUCAAAUAAUUAGGGCGUACGGUGUACAAAACCAGUUUAUUCAAGAGUCUGAAAACAGAGUAGAUUUCAAUCAAGUGUGUUAUUAUCCCAGUAUUAUUGCGAACAGAUGGCUGGCUGUGAGAUUGGAGAUGGUCGGAAACCUGAUUAUAUUCUUUGCGGCAUUGUUCGCUGUAUUAGGUAGAGAUACUAUGAGUCCAGGACUUGUUGGUCUAUCGGUCAGCUAUGCCUUACAAAUUACCCAAACUUUGAACUGGUUGGUACGUAUGACAUCUGACGUCGAGACUAAUAUUGUCGCAGUAGAAAGAAUAAAAGAGUAUGGAGAAACCACACAAGAAGCACCGUGGAAAAAUCCGGAAUAUACACCUCCAAAAGAAUGGCCUAUGCAUGGUCGAGUCGAUUUCAAAGAUUUCAAAGUUCGCUAUAGGGAGGGAUUGGAUCUUGUAUUGAAUGGUUUGACGUUCAGCGUUCUCGGCGGUGAGAAAAUUGGAAUAGUAGGCAGAACCGGCGCCGGAAAAUCAUCUUUGACGCUAGCGCUCUUUAGAAUAAUCGAGGCGGCAUACGGGAAAAUCCUUAUUGACGAUGUAGAUAUCUCGAAACUGGGUCUUCAUGAUUUGCGCUCGAGAUUAACGAUCAUUCCGCAGGAUCCAGUAUUGUUUUCCGGUACACUACGAUUGAAUUUAGAUCCUUUUGAUUCUUAUUCCGAUGAGGAAGUCUGGCGAGCGCUUGAGCACGCUCAUCUCAAAUCAUUUGUAAAAAACUUGCCAAAUGGUCUUUUACAUGAAGUUACCGAAGGUGGAGAGAAUUUAAGCGUCGGACAGCGACAAUUAAUCUGCUUAGCGAGAGCACUACUCAGGAAAACGAAAGUUCUCAUACUGGAUGAAGCAACGGCUGCAGUUGACUUGGAAACGGAUGACUUGAUUCAAACCACUAUUCGCCAAGAAUUUAAGGAUUGUACGGUUCUCACGAUAGCGCAUAGACUCAACACUAUUCUAGAUUCAGACAGGGUAAUUGUAUUAGAUAAAGGUCUGAUUGUCGAAUACAAUUCUCCAGAGGCGCUACUUCACAAUCCAUCUAGCUCUUUCUACAGUAUGGCUAAAGAUGCUGGUUUAGUUGCUUAAAUAAACCAAAAACUAAAUGCAUAUCAAGUUUUUAACAGCUGUGUACCAUCCGUGAGUCAAUGUUAAAGGAAGUAACACAUUCAGAAAGCCACAAAGUAUGAACAACGUGUAGUUUUUAGUACAUAUAUAAAUUUAUAUAGUAAAAUAUUUCUAUACAGAACAAAGCGAACGUUUGACAUAAUCGAUGAUGUGCAAAGAAGGAAGUACUCACUAGAAUUGUUUACCAGAUCUUUUCCUGCGACAAAAAAUUAUUAUUAUUAAAAAUUGUUAUUAUUCUUCCCGAAAGAUUGCACCGUUGAUUAUCACAAACUACUCAUAUGUAGAAUAAGAUUUGUAGUAAAGUUUUUCAUUACAUAAAAAAAAUAAUACAACAUCAUCUCAUUUCUAAAAUAGUAAGAUACCUAAUCAAGGAAUCGAUUGUGUAUCUCUGUCGAAUGUUCUCAUUCCACUUUUAUCUCACAUGAAAAAAUACGCGCGAUUGGCUCAUAAUCAAAGUAAAAAUGCGAUAUACCUAUGCUCACCGGAGCUGAACAUAAAAUAUUGCGCAUGCGAAUAAGGAAUAAAUCAGAAAUGAUGCAUAAUAUACACAAAACACAAAUAUAAUCUUUGUUUUUUACGGACAGAAAUAGAAAGUGUAAAACAAAAACUUAUAAAAUUGUAAAAACAUAAUGAACGUAAUCGAGAAACAAAAAUAACCGCUUUAUGCAAGAUAAUCUCAAUUUUGUUUAGAGAUGUUUACGAUAUAAUAGCAAAAAUGAACGAAAAAUAAAUAAAUGUAUUAUUUGGGAUAUCAAAUAGGUCUUGGGGAGGGAUAUCUUUUACUAUUUUUCUUUAUGUAGUAAAUUAUCUUUUGAUGGCUUUUAUUGGUCUCAUUUUCGCCUUCAUUUUUUUUUUUUUUUUUAUUAAACACAUGAGAAUGUAAUCCAUUGCUCCUUGAAACAAUUACUGUUCGAUAUAUCAAGAAUUUCAACUCGCUUAGAUACAAUUCGACAAAUUUUCUUAUCGAGCAAUCUCACGUAAAAAAUAUCGCAUUUUUACCAUGAUGAAAAUUACUUAAUCAAACGACAGUGAAGUCACUUUUGUGAUUUUUACUAGAUUGCGCGAUAUACAAUCGACUCCCAGAAAGAAAGUCGUUACUUAACCAGGAAAUAAUCAGGUGAUUUCCUUAUACAAUAGAUAUAAUAGAUACUUAAAGUAAUAAUAAUACAUUUUUAAUUACAUUUGUCCUUUAUAAAGCGAUAUAUACUCUCGCAACUUUCAAUACAACAUGUUUGCUUUAUUUAUUUUUGCUUAAGGAUCGACUACUCCUCGUCGGCCAUAUAAUUUUCAUGACGUCAGGACAGCGAUCACAUAACUUUUCACAUGAACUUUUUUUGCCAUCGUACUUGCUAAUAUUUUUAAAAUAUUCAGCUAAAGAAAUUUUGACCUGACUAAACAUUUGUGGUUAAAAUUUUGCCUAUUUUAAUAGUUACAAUAAAUAACGUAAAAAAAAAUCAAAUUAUUACUUCUCAAAUAUUGAUAUAUAAUGUGUAAAUACAGCAAUUGAUAAAAGUUCGUGUUCACAGAUUAAAAGUCAAUAAGAAAACCGGAAAACUAAAAAAAAAAAAAAAACAGAUCUUAAGAGAUUGUUA
Molecule: messenger RNA, 6754 nt
Organism: Pseudomyrmex gracilis
Lineage: Eukaryota; Metazoa; Arthropoda; Insecta; Hymenoptera; Formicidae
Gene: MRP
Product: multidrug resistance-associated protein 1
Exons: 22
Coding region: 519-5123 (1534 amino acids)
Biological process (GO): transmembrane transport
Cellular component (GO): membrane
Molecular function (GO): ATP binding; ABC-type transporter activity; ATP hydrolysis activity
Source: RefSeq, a predicted model, not a curated record